Amyelois transitella is the source of this 1389-nucleotide messenger RNA. RefSeq lists its product as uncharacterized. The transcript has a single exon. Bases 1 to 1389 code for a protein of 462 amino acids. NCBI's taxonomy places the organism in Eukaryota, Metazoa, Arthropoda, Insecta, Lepidoptera, Pyralidae. The record is from RefSeq and is a predicted model, not a curated record.
AUGGAGGAAAUAACGUUUAGUAAAAAUCAAAAAGGCAAAGACACAGUGCUAGUUGGAUUGCACAGGUAUAAUAGAAAUGGUUCAAACAUUAACGGCACCACUCUGUGGAGAUGCGUGAACCGAGACGAAUGUGCGGCGUCAAUCACGAUAAAUAGUGAAGGGACGAGGGUUAUAAGAAAGAGUACGCAUCUUUGCGAGGCGAGGACAUCUAAAAACGCAAUACACCUAGCGAAACAAGAUUUUAAAAGUAAUGUAUGCACUCGCUACUCUCCUGUGCGUAAGAUAUAUGAGGAGUGUUUUAGUGCAUUACAUGAGGCGGAUGACGACAGUGAUUCCGAUUCCAACACAACACACGUGCCUACGUUUGACUCACUAAAGCGGUCAAUGUAUAGGGCUCGCAAUAAUGUACUUAAUGUUACAUCGACAAAAUUCGACAACCUGUCAGAUGUAGAAAUACCAGAUAUUCUGAAAGAUAAAUUUUUGAUUAGUGAAGAUGGAGACACAAAUAAGUUACUCAUUUUUAGUACCGAACUUUCUUUGAAGACUAUGAAAAAUGCCCUCGUUUCAAGCAAAACAACCUUCUUUGGUGAUGGUACUUUUGACGUUGUGCCUUCUCCCUUCUAUCAACUGUACAGUAUUCACAUGGAUAUAGAGAGCACCAAUGAACAUACUUGCGUAGUACCAGUGGUAUACGCUCUUCUCCCUGACAAAAGCACUGAAACAUAUUUACGUGUCUUCUCUACACUAAGAGAUAAAUUUAACAUAGUAAUUAAUAAAUUCAAGUGCGAUUACGAGAAGGCACAGAUUAACGCUAUGAGAAUGGUCUUCCCAGAAUGUGAAAUAACAGGUUGUUUUUUUCAUUUCCAAAGAGCUAUAUGGAGAAAAGCAAAGCAGCUCAAUCUUUGUGAUAAAAUGGAGGGAAGGAAAUUAGCUCGCUUAACUUCCAAUUUGCCACUUUUGCCCAAAGAUUUGAUUUCUGCUGGUUGGAAUGAUAUCGUGAAUUCCAAUUCUGAAAAAAGUUCAGAAAUCGAAAAUUUUGAACAUUAUUUUGUCAAAGAAUGGCUGUCAAAAUCAUUACAGGCUGAUAUAAGUUGUUCUAGUGAUAGACACAGAACUAACAACUCUGUCGAGGCUUGGCACAGUCGUAUCAAGAAGAGGAUGCACGGCACGAAGCGAAAUUUAUUCAAAUUUAUAGAUUUAUUACGAAAAGAGGCAAAACACAAAGAUUACGUAAUAAAGAGAAGUUUAUUUGACCGUAAUAAGAGAAAAAGGAGUGUGAUUUUAUUCAAUAAAAAGUAUACUGAAAAAUUACACGACGUAAUUGAGAAAAAUAUUACGCCACUGCAGUUUCUUCAAGGCUGCAUAAAAUUACAGAAACAGUGUAAAUAA